GUCUCAGUGAUAGUUAAUGAGAUUAGCUGUCGUCUUAGCCUGUGUCAGUCCAAAGGGGUCAAUCACAGCAUUAGCACCUUGCUUAAGAGUUACAUCAGUUUAUUACACUUUUUACCUUAUCACUUUAACUUUCCCACUUCUGGCUCUUUGUGGGACAUUGCAUGUUUUGGUACAAUUUAGUCAUUGGAGUGGAAUAUUGAAAUGCAUCAAGCGGCUUUCGGACUGAGUCUGUCUCAACCCUCAGCCACUGAAUGAAGCAUCUUCCCGGGGAAGAAGAGGAGCAGGGGCAGCCAGAGAAGUGAAGGGCUGCUGGGCCAAAAUCUUGCCUGCUGUGGCAGAGUCUGAGACUCUGGACAAGUCAUCCUCAUGCUACUUGUAAAUAACAAAGUGGGCGAUGAUAGCACAGUCGGCACAGACAAGGCUUUGGCUGAUGGAAAGGCUCUGGUGGAUUCUUUGAUAAAGGUGGUGGCAUGUUACCGGCACUUGGCGUCAUGUGUCGGUGGGUGCACGGACAGCUUGCAGCUGCGGGAUGAGUUGCGACAAACGCGAGAAAAGGCUCAAAAGCUGGCCGUGGCCAUCUGUCACCAUCUGACCUCACAUCUCCGAAACAAGAGCCUGCCUGAGGAGCAGCGUAAGGAGAUGGAGCUCCUCUGGGUGGCCUUCUCCUCCAGCCUAGAGCUCCUCCAUGUUGACAUGUGCAAAGUUUUCAACAUGAGUGGCAUCUUCUCUCUGGCCAACACUGAUACCCUGGUGCAAACUGGCAUGCAAGGAGGAGGCAGUGAGGUAGCAGCUCGGGCACUCAGUCUGCCAGAACUGAACCAAGCUCAGAGCCCAGCCCUCCCUGCUGGUCUAGAGAGCCAGGAGCGCAGCACCAUGGAGCAGGAGAUCGGCCAAAUUGAUCACAUGAUUGAUGACAUGGAGAUGAAAGUCAACGUGUUGCGCUGGAUGGUGGAGCCCCAUGGGCCACAGUAUGCAGACCCGCUCAGCAGCACCGACAGCGCCUCCCUGGCUCUGCUCUCUGUUGAUGAGGAGCAACCUGGACACCAGCCUAUAUGCCAGCGCAGUCAGAUCUUUGUGCUCUUAUUGCUGUUUGCUGUUGUUUUGGUGGCAACCACUUUAUCUGUCUGCGUUGUCUUUUUCUCAUGAGCAAAACCUUAAUACACUCAACUUAUUUUUUUUCUGUAAAGCCUCAGCAAACACUGUAAAAAAAACUACUGCAAGUACAGUAGUUUUCUCUUUACUACUCCUUCAAAAAAAGGUUACAUUUUGUAACUGCAGCUAAAGUAUCUACCAGUGCAUAAGAUAAUUUGUCUAAUAUACUGAAAUAAAUCUGGAUGCAAACCAGUUUGCCAUUUAUUGCAGUGAAUCCAAAGCUGCCAUAUACUUUAAACUAUCUUUGUUGAACAAAGUGACAAUAGAAAUACACAGUUGCCAGUUAGAACUGAAUUCAUAAAAUUAAAUAAUUAUUAUUAUUAUCAUUAUAGGACAGUUCGUUUUACUUACUCAACUGUAAAAAGAUAGAGCUUAUACAGUAUUUUCCCUUUGUUUGUACAUUCUCCUGACUAGAUUGUGAUACAUGAAUGGAACAAUUUUUGGUUUUGAAAAAAGUCCAAAAGACACUUGUCACAUUUUGUUCCUUGUUGCCAUCGAGAAGACAUAGGUGUUGAUGCUUCGUAGUUGAUAUAUUGUAAUGCGCAGAAUAUUCACUUCCAAUGACUGAAGGUUUUUUUGAUUCAGUGUUACUUAUUGUGUAUAUAAUCUGUGUUGUAGAGAAAUGACAAUGUGUAGUUGUGCAUUAUAAAAGUAUCGACUUUGA
Messenger RNA from Siniperca chuatsi (mandarin fish), 1816 nucleotides. RefSeq names its product regulator of G protein signaling 9 binding protein. The transcript is spliced from 3 exons. The record is from RefSeq and is a predicted model, not a curated record. NCBI's taxonomy places the organism in Eukaryota, Metazoa, Chordata, Actinopteri, Centrarchiformes, Sinipercidae. Gene Ontology annotation, biological process: G protein-coupled receptor signaling pathway. Gene Ontology annotation, cellular component: neuron projection. Bases 367 to 1146 code for a protein of 259 amino acids.